AUGACUGGAGCGCAAUCGGCUCGGACGUCGCAGAGACAGAGGGCGUGGACGGAAGAGGAACGGACUCACCUGCGGGAGUUGAAGGAAGAACAUCCAGACGCUACGUGGAAAUCAAUCACCGAUUUAGGCGGGUUAAGCGAAGGAGCCUCGCGGGCUGUUUUGCAAAUGCGGUCAGGAUCUAGAGAGGAAAAUGAGGAGGACUAUCAUGUUGGUGAUGGCGGAGACAACUGGAACGGUCACCGCAGGCAGUGGGGUCAGUUGCGGUUACCGCAGUCCCAAAAUCGACAAGGACGCGACCUGCCUUUGAGGGACGACCCAGACGCGCUCCGUCAACGAGUUGAGCAACUUGAGCGGCAGCUUGAAUCGGAGACAACCGCACGAAACAACGCAGAGGAGAACGUUCGCUCGCUCGCCCAAAUAGCUGACUCGUUCCGGCUAGAACUCGAGUGGUUCGUGGGGCUAGUGGGCGAGCCUAAACCGAGUGCUGAGACGGCGAAGAAGGCACGUUCGUUAUAG
Messenger RNA from Aspergillus mulundensis, 516 nucleotides. RefSeq lists its product as uncharacterized. Lineage: Eukaryota; Fungi; Ascomycota; Eurotiomycetes; Eurotiales; Aspergillaceae. The transcript is spliced from 3 exons. The coding region runs from base 1 to 516 and encodes 171 amino acids. The record is from RefSeq and is a predicted model, not a curated record.